Messenger RNA from Malaclemys terrapin pileata, 1111 nucleotides. It is a transcript of the gene YJEFN3, whose product is annotated as YjeF N-terminal domain containing 3. The coding region runs from base 333 to 1073 and encodes 246 amino acids. The record is from RefSeq and is a predicted model, not a curated record. Gene Ontology annotation, molecular function: NAD(P)HX epimerase activity. The transcript has 7 exons. NCBI's taxonomy places the organism in Eukaryota, Metazoa, Chordata, Testudines, Emydidae. Gene Ontology annotation, cellular component: mitochondrion.
CCAAGGAUCUGCUGGGGGAAGGAGCGGUCUUCUCUGCACAGCCGGAAGCCCAUCCUGUCCACUGCUGCUCCCUCCCGCCAGCAGGGCUGCAGGCCCCCAGAGGCCAUUGGGGAGCAGCUGCAGAGGGAAGGAAGACAGCUGGGAGCUGCGUUUUACAAGGAGCUCGCAGCUGCUGUCUCAUGACUGGCUCCGUCUCCUGGAAGGUGGCUCUGCGCUCGAAGCCAUAAAGAAAAGGAGGAGAGAAGCGGCAGCAGUGCAGGGAGCUCCAGCUGCUGGGAGCCAAGGCAGAGAGGGGGCAGCUGUACCCCCUGCCCCGCGCUCAGCCAGGGACAAUGAGCUGCCCGUCCACCCAGAGCGGGGAGCAGAUCGAGCCGCUCAGGUACCUCAGCCGCGUGGAGGCGGAAGCCAUCGAGAAGGAGCUGCUGGAAGAUUACAAAUUUGGUCGGCAGCAGCUGAUUGAGAUCUGGGGACACGCCAGCGCCAUGGCUGUGACCAAGGUGUUCCCUCUGCCAUCCCUCCCCAGGAAGCAGCCCACAGUGCUUGUGGUGUGUGGUCCCGAUCAGAACGGCGCCAUCGGCUUGGUGUGCGCACGGCAUUUGCGGGUGUUUGAAUACGAGCCGACCAUCUUUUACCCCAAGCGGUCCCUGAAUUCCCUGUAUCGGGAUUUCACCACCCAGUGCGAAAAGAUGGACAUCCCCUUCCUCUCAUACCUGCCGACGGAGGUCCAGCUGAUCAACGACGCCUACAACGUGGUGAUCGACGCCAUCCUGGGAGCCGACGCCGAGCCGGGGGAGGUGAAGGAGCCGUACACCAGCAUCUUAGCCACCCUGAAACAGAUCCGGAUCCCCAUCGUCAGCCUGGACGUGCCCUCAGGGUGGGACGUGGAGACGGGAAACAGCGAGGGAAUCAGCCCUGACGUCCUCGUCUCCUUGACCGCGCCCAAGCAGUGCGCCACCCGCUUCCUGGGCAGGCACCACAUCCUCGCCGGCCGCUUCCUGCCCUACGACGUGCAGAAGAAAUUUGAGCUCAACCUGCCCGAAUACCCAGGCACAGAGUGUGUGGUUUCACUUUAAGGCUCUGGGGGGGCGGGGAUGGAGAGGGGAGUUUGGGG